This is a messenger RNA of Dermacentor silvarum, 1063 nucleotides long. Its product is annotated as receptor-type tyrosine-protein phosphatase mu. The transcript is spliced from 8 exons. Gene Ontology annotation, molecular function: protein tyrosine phosphatase activity. The coding region runs from base 98 to 1063 and encodes 321 amino acids. Gene Ontology annotation, biological process: protein dephosphorylation. The record is from RefSeq and is a predicted model, not a curated record. Lineage: Eukaryota; Metazoa; Arthropoda; Arachnida; Ixodida; Ixodidae.
CGGUGUUGGCAGAACUGGCACAUUUAUCCUCAUAGACAGCGCAAUCUCUCAAUCUGAGGCAGAAGGGGAAGUGGACUGUUUGAGACAGCUUCAUUCCAUGCGGCACAGCAGGAUGAACAUGGUGGAAACUCAGGAGCAGUACAUCGCCGCGCACAAGGUAUUGGUUAACAUGGCUUGUUCAAAGAGCAGAAAGUUGGCAAUCGAGGAGUUCUUGAAAUUGUACCAAAACUUGAAAGCGACACAUCCAGCCACUGGGAAAUCUCCGAUGUGCAAGGAAUUUGAGGAAUUGAGCCGAAUGCGCCCACACCCCGACGCCUCGGAAUACAAAGGCGCAAGGGACGAGCGCAAUGCCGGCAAGAACAGAUCGCAGAAGAUAUUGGCUGCCGACAGCAAGAGGCCUCUACUGAAUGUGACAAUGGACCACAGCAAGACGGAUUACAUCAACGCCGUGUAUGUCGAUGGUUUUAGGAAACCCAACGCCUUUCUCGUAACACAGAUGCCUUUGUGCGAGACGAUGGACGACUUCUGGGAAAUGGUGGCCUCCUCUGGCUCUAAAACAGUGGUUACAUUGGGACCGCUGCCAGACCAGACAACCCCGAUGUUUUGGCCAGAUCUCAACAGCACUUCCAAGCAUGGGAAAAUUACAGUAGAACACCGAGAGAGCACAGGGUUUCCAGGCUUGGUAGUGCGCAGCUUCAACAUCUGUCAAGGCAAGAAUCCGUCGCGGAUGUUGAAGCAGUUCCAUUGUCCCACAUGGAGGCGUCUUGAAAGGGUUCCUGGCUCGCAUGACAUCGUGUUGGACAUGCUUCGCCGCGUGGACACGUGGCAAAUGCUUGCCGAGGGGGCACCUGUCAUUGUUCAAUGCCUUGGAGGUGCCGAGGCGUGUGGGGAACGUCGGGUCUGUGAUGAGAGUGAAGCCGAGAUCGUGGGAGUCUUGCCAAAGGUUACGGCCCGCAGCGGAGCAGUGUUUGUAGCCCCAACCUGUGUGCGGCAGGUUGAAGUCGCCGCCGAUGACGAGGGGGCUGCCGCCUGCGGCGUUCAGGGCCUUUUUAAAGAGCGUUAG